CAAUAAAAUUUUAUUCAUCAAACAGACCAAUCUUCACUUUCUUCGUCGCGAUUGUGAUUCAGUCGAAAAUAAAGUGUGCCAUGGAGGUAAAAAACGUUGUUUCAAUUAUUUUUUGUUUCUUUUUUGUUCGGAUUAUCGCAGAAUAUGCUGAGGCAGAAUUGGAAGAUGAAGGUGAUGGAAUAUGGGCACCGCUUCUGGUGAAAUGGGCUACUAGGAAAUGCGAAGCCGGAAGUCACAGACAAAGUAGAGUAAUGCUGAUACCAAUAUCACCGAACUCUUUCGUUGCCGAAGAUAGAUUAACUAAUAUAACACCACCAGCAGAGAGUAAAGUGAUACCAGGAAAAAUUGUCAACUCGCCAUACACUCCUCUGAAACCUGUAAAAAUCAUUAAUAACAAUAUACAACAUAAUAGCCAUAUACAACAGCCUACAGCUCCACCAAGAGUGAAACCGACUAUUACAGGACAGAGACAAGUUUCUGAAACUGAUCUAUAUUUAUUAGGAGCCAUAGAAAAGUUGGUUUAUAAGGUCGAUUUUAUGGAGAAGAGGUUGAGACGAGUUGAGGAAAUGCUUUAUUAUAGUAUGGCUGGUAAUAGGAUAGAUACAGAGCCGCCUUGCCGGACAAACUAUACAAAAGUUGGACACGAUUGUUAUCAUUUCAAUAGUGCAACAGGCAGAGAACUUGAUUGGAAAGCAGCUAGUAAAUAUUGUAAGAAGAUCGGUGGAUUUCUAGCUGAAAUGGAGAGUAUUGAAGAUAAUCAAGACUUGGUUACCUUUAUUCAAGCAACACAACAUUUAAGAGGCAGAGACUUUUGGGUUGGUGGCCUGAAUCCAGGUCUUCUCUGGAUAUGGAGCAACAGUGCACGACCAGUGGCAGCACCUGGAUCUCAUACCAACAAAGACAAUCCUUCGUCGGCUAUUCAAGGAGAAGGCCGCUGUUUGAGGCUAGCCUACAACACAGCACUUCGUUCAUACAGCUACAAAGGAACAGAUUGCUCGAUCAGGUAUAACUUUAUUUGUGAACUGCCCGAAAACACUUCCAGUAAUGAAAUUAAGAGGUUGGGAAGAAGUAGGAAUAUAUUAAGCGAGGAACUGAGCAAAAAUUAAGAGAAGAAACAUUGGUAUUAAAGACUGAAGAACAUGAGAUAAUAUCUACAUAUAUAUGUUUAUA
Molecule: messenger RNA, 1170 nt
Organism: Diabrotica virgifera virgifera (western corn rootworm)
Lineage: Eukaryota; Metazoa; Arthropoda; Insecta; Coleoptera; Chrysomelidae
Exons: 4
Coding region: 81-1106 (341 amino acids)
Source: RefSeq, a predicted model, not a curated record